AGACCUGCAACCAGAUCCGAAUCCUUGGCCGCGAAGGCCCGAGGUGCAUCCAGCGAGGCGCACAGCGUCAAACAGCUGUCGCGUCGUUUGCCUCGGUUACGUUUCGUCGCUCCUCCUUCCACGCACGCAGACGCAAUUCCCCUUUCCUAAACCAAUCCAGCGCCAGAAAGAAAUCCUUCGCAAACUCGCUGCUCCUCCGAUCCGAUCUUCUUCUUCUUCUUCUUCGCCGCCGGCAGGGAUCCACGAUGUCGUACGCCUACCUCUUCAAGUACAUCAUCAUCGGCGACACAGGCGUGGGGAAGUCAUGCCUGCUGCUGCAGUUCACCGACAAGAGGUUCCAGCCCGUGCACGACCUCACCAUCGGCGUCGAGUUCGGCGCACGAAUGAUCACAAUCGACAACAAGCCUAUCAAGCUACAGAUUUGGGACACGGCUGGCCAAGAAUCAUUCAGAUCUAUAACUAGAUCAUACUACAGAGGGGCUGCUGGUGCCCUUUUGGUUUAUGAUAUCACCAGGAGGGAAACUUUUAACCAUCUCGCAAGCUGGCUUGAAGAUGCAAGACAGCAUGCAAAUGCCAAUAUGACGGUUAUGCUCAUCGGAAACAAAUGUGAUCUGUCUCAUAGACGUGCUGUCAGCUAUGAGGAAGGCGAACAGUUUGCCAAGGAGAAUGGUCUGGUCUUUAUGGAGGCAUCCGCAAAAACAGCACAAAAUGUUGAGGAGGCAUUCAUUAAGACUGCAGGAACAAUAUACAAGAAAAUUCAAGAUGGCGUUUUUGAUGUGUCUAAUGAGUCGUACGGAAUUAAAGUUGGUUACGCUGUCCCCAAUGCAUCUGGAGGUGGUGCUGGCUCGUCCUCUCAAGCAGGUGGCUGCUGCAGCUAAGUCAGUUUGCAACAAUGUGAUAUUGUGCAAAACAUGUUGCAAUGUUUUGAUGCUGCCUAGUGAGACAAAGGAAAUAGUUCGCCAUUGACGCUGUAGUCAGUGCUUCGAAAUGUUCAUCAAUGGUAUUUGUCCACACUGUGCAAUCUGUCUGUAAAGUGAACAUCUACAUCUACAGUCUGUAUCCAUUUGCAUGUGACUAAAUGAAAGAGUGUGAAUAUUCAUUUGUUCAAUGUAAUAAUACUUUGUAGACUA
Lolium perenne is the source of this 1130-nucleotide messenger RNA. RefSeq names its product ras-related protein Rab-2-B. Gene Ontology annotation, molecular function: GTPase activity; GTP binding. The record is from RefSeq and is a predicted model, not a curated record. NCBI's taxonomy places the organism in Eukaryota, Viridiplantae, Streptophyta, Magnoliopsida, Poales, Poaceae.